This is a messenger RNA of Peromyscus leucopus (white-footed mouse), 3812 nucleotides long. Its product is annotated as transmembrane protein 198-like. The coding region runs from base 1257 to 2288 and encodes 343 amino acids. The transcript has 5 exons. Gene Ontology annotation, cellular component: vesicle membrane; plasma membrane. The record is from RefSeq and is a predicted model, not a curated record. NCBI's taxonomy places the organism in Eukaryota, Metazoa, Chordata, Mammalia, Rodentia, Cricetidae.
CCGGCCGCCCCGCGGGCCACGCGCAGGUCGCGCUCCCCGUCCCCGCGGAGAACGGAAGAGGAAGGGCCGCCGCCGAUCCGCACAUCGCCUGUGGCUUGCAGGCAGCCGGAGCACGCCGAGGGCCCAGACCCUGCCCUCUCGGCUGUCCGGCCGGAGAGGAAGAGUGUGUGCGUGUGCGUGUGUGCGUGUGUGUGUGUGUGUGUGCGCGCGCGCGCCCCGGACUUAGCAAGCCCCCCGGCUGCCUGCACACGACCCUCCGCUCCCAGACCCCCUGGUCCCGCCCCCGGUGAAUGCAGCUCGCGCGCCGGGCCACGCAGUGCGGCCCGGGGAUCCCGAGCGCCGCUCCCCGGGGCUCCGAACCCAGCCGAGGGUUGCAGAACCCCGCGCUCAUCGGCCGGCUGCUUUGCAUCUCAUGUACACAGCAAGCUCGGGGGGGUCGACGCCCGCCCGCGCGCGCGCGCCCCGACCCCUCCGCAGACCCGUGUGGCUUCCUCUCCUCUAGACACGCUCCCGAAGCCUUACAGUUCUGUCAUUGUCCCUGCCAGGCCCUCCUUGCUCCGCAAGUUUCCUUCCCCCCACCCCCCACCAUGAGCACCCCCACCAGCACGGGUAAAAACCCUGCCCCGCAUCCCGGAUCCCGACCACCCGGUGCUCCAGAGAAGACAAUACUCCAAUUCUCUGGGAAGUGGGAGAAACCAAGCUGGACCUGGGGGUGCGUGGGGACCCCACUGGGGCUUUGGAAACGUCAAGUGGUCGAUUCAUCUGCUCAGCAUUCAGACACUUUGCAUCUUAGUCUUGAUGGGCGUCCCAAAAUUCUUCAUUAGUAUGAUUGGGGGGGUCCCUGAUCCUGCAUUAGAGAAGUAGGUAGCCUGGGUUCCCCCCACACACAGGGGUAAAGAUCGAGGGGGCCCGCCCCGUGAUGUCAUCCCCCCCCCCCAUACACACACCCUGUCUCCUUCCUCCACACACACCCCUACCCCCAAGCUAGUUGCAUUUAGCUCACAGGGUUUGGGCUCGGACUUGCAGGAGUUUAGGAAGCAGCGAGCACGGAGGGCCUGGAGGGGUUGCCUGCGGCCAACGGCCACCCCUACGCCUAGGAGCUCUGGGCUGGGGUGAAGCUGGAGGUCCAAGCAAUUGCACCCCUUUGCUCUCUCCUCAGCCCCGGAGGGUGGUUUACCAACCCCGGACAGAUAGUGAUGGGUGGAUGAGAGACGCUGACUCCAGCCUCCCACUCUGUGACCAUCUCCCCGGCUACCAUGGAGAAAGCCUUGCUGCCCCUGACUCUAACAUCUGACCCGAGGCCCUUUAACCAACAACUCCCAGAGCCUCCAGACCUGAGAUGUGUCUUGGAACCCCAGGACAGCCUUGAGUUGGCCCCUGCCUUAGUCUGUGCUCUCUGCUGCUGCUUCGGCUACCGCUGCUUCAAGGCAGUGAUGUUUCUCUCCGGUCUGCUGUCAGGAGCUCUGGUGAUCUUCCUACUGUGCCACAAGGAGAGGGUGCUGGAGACACAGUUGAGCCUGGAGGUGAGCGCAGGCAUCUCGCUGGGCAUCGGACUCCUCUGCGGCCUGGUCACCAUGCUAGUCCGAAGCGUUGGGCUCUUUCUGACCGGUCUCCUGCUAGGUCUAACCCUGGGCGCUGGAACCUUACUGGGCACUGAACCCAUCUACCAGCCACAUUCGGCCUGGGUGCCAGUCGGUGGACUGAUGGGGCUGGCGCUGCUGGGAGCCCUGCUCACGCUCCGGUGGCCCCGUCCGUUCACGGUCCUAGGCACAGCCCUGCUAGGUGCUGCGGUGCUGGUGGCCUGUGCUGACUACUUCUUGGAAGGGCUGACCCUGGGCACUCGGCUGGGCGAACGCCUGCAGGCCCUCCCGGAGUUGCUGCCUCUUUGCUGGUAUAGCUGGGUCUUACUGGGGACCUGGCCGAUCUUGGGGGCUCUUGGGACACUGGCCCAGUGGAGACUCAUGACUGAGGAACGUGGAAGCCACACCAAUGUGAUCUUGAGCCACCAGCGAAGGCAUCUCCAGCUCCUCCGGAUCCAUCAGCAAGAGGCUAAGCGGCAUCGGAACCCGUCUGGAGUGGGACUGUGCCAUGGCAGCUAUCGGAGUCGGCUUCCCCCCAAUAUCCAGAACCCUGGUGACAGGCUGGCUCCAAGUUAUCUCCAGAGUCUGCGUGAGUGCCAGCUGGAGCCGAGCACCCAGGCCACAGCCCCCCACACUACCCUGGACCUGGAUUCUGACUGCAGUUCCACCCGCCUCCUGGCCACACCUUCUCACUCUGCCCAGACCUGAGCCUAAACUUCCAGAGAUACUGACAACCCUAGUGAGGGCCGGAGACUGCUAAGUGGAUGGGGCCUGAGCCCACGGGACCCACACCAAUUUCCCUACCUCUUGGAUUGGGGAUGGGCUCCGUGCUCAGAUCAACCCUUUUAGAGACAGGCAGAGAGAAUUCUUACAGAUGCGGGAGAGUGAAAGCACAGGCACCUACCUCUCUGUCCAGUAGUAGAGACGCCCUGGUUCCUAGGGACGCUGACUCCAAACCCAGGUGGUUUACCCAAAACAGUUUUUUUUUUUCCUGUAAGUUCCUGUAAUGCUGAGAUGGAACCCAGAAUGUUGCCCAUAGCAGGCAAGCAUUCUACCACUGAAUUAUAGUCCAUUCCCAAAUAUCCAUUAACAUGUCUCAGUGUGCCUUACUGUGGUAAAAUACGGGGCUUUUUUUUUAUAGGACCUAUAGAAAAUUGGGGAGCUCCCGAAGGCAUUUGAUAAGUUUUUUUGGUAGGGAGAAUGGCACAGAAGUACUCCAAGAUCCCCAGCCCCCAGGCUCCUUAUUAGGGGUAACUGGGCUUCUGCUCGGCCUUUCUCCAUGGACCCCAUAGUCUGGAGUCCCCUCUACCUCAGUGGGGAGCACAAUCCUCCAUGGUGCUUUCUCCUCUCUCUUCAAUGAGGGAGGACCCCAGAGUCUGCCUCAACUCCCCUCUCUCCAAAAGCUGGCCCCUUGCUCCAAGAGAGCCUUGGCUCACAUGGCUGACGCUUGCCUCCUUGCUCAGAGGGACCCGGGCUUUGGGUCUGCGCGGCAGUCAAGUGCCUUCUCUGACUCUCGGUGUAGGUGAUGCCAGUUUCCUCCCCAGCCAGAGUUUGGGUCCAGCCACCAACCCCUGCUAACUCUCCCUCCUCCGACUCUCCUGAGCACGUCGGCCUCCUGGCCUCCCGGACAGUAUGAAGGAAGACUACCCCUCCCCUUCCCGAGCAGCAACUCUGUGAUGAGAGGGAGGAAGAACAAGGGCGCACGGGAAUAAAAUGGCGCUGAAAAUUCAACCGGGGAGUCGAACCUCAACUGUUGCUUUUCACUUUCUUUGCACCACAAAACAAAGGGAGUCUGUCCCCCAAAGAUCUGCUGUGGCACCUUUAUCAUACACACUGUGUAUGGGAUGCGUAUAUACGUAUGAUACAUAUAUAUGUAUAUGAAUAUACAGGAAGUUAGCCUUUAUUAAAUACAAAUGUGUCAGACUCUGUCAGACACGUCACAUAUAGUAUUUCACAUAACCUAGCAACCCUGUAACGUUGAUAAUAACCUUAUUUUGUUAAUGGAGAAUCCAAGGCUUUACAAGGGUAAUUAACCUGCUGGAAGCCGCCGUCCAGCGGCUCAGGGACUCCGAAGCCCUUGCUCAGUUUACCUGCUGUGUUCUUUCUUCAGUUUGCCUGGGAAGAACAGAACCCAGGCGGCCAGUGGCCCAGCCACCGCCUCCUGUCAGCUCAGGACCCAGCUGACAGCCAGGCAUGGUCACAGUGCCUUAAAAAAAAAAAAAAAAAAAAAAA